CAAGAGUUUCAGGCACAACCUUGGAAGGUGGACGCCCAUACGACGACAAAACGAACAAGGUCUUUCAGCCGCAAGAGAAAGGGAAAUUGAAGUAAAAAAAAAGGCCACUUAUUCCCCCCCCGAUGAAUGUGGGCCUUGCUGUAAGCGAUAUAUCCAGGAAAUUCGGAAAUAUCAGUAAUAUAUCCUGUGUGCUUAGAAGGGGUGCAGUUGCGCUUCCCUCACCGGCUUCUUUUUGGCAGGCCAAAAGAGUACUCUCCAUUAAUUGCCCUGGCCCUCGCCCUCGGCAUACUGUGCUUCCCACAGUAUCCACACAAAGAACUUCUAGACAUACUUUUCGAAGUGUAUCACCACUGAGAAUGGGUGAUAUGUCGAAGCCUUUACGAUAUGUCGAUAUUGGGAUCAACCUAAGUGACCCAGUAUUCCAGGGAAACUACCACGGAAAACAGGUUCAUGAUAGUGAUUUAGAUGACAUUAUCCAGCGUGCACGAGAUGUGGGCUGUGAGAAAUUUAUGGUGACGGGCUCUGAUCUGAAGGAGUCAAAGCAUGCCAUCGAGCUUGCCCAAAACUACCCUGGCUUUUGUUAUGCCACAGUUGGUGUCCAUCCUUGUCAAGCAAAGCUGUUCGACAGUUUCCCUGGUGGUCCCCAAAAGAUGAUUGACGAGCUCAGGUCAUUGGCGCUAGAGGCGAAGAAGGCAGGCCAUGCGGUUGCCUUCGGUGAGAUCGGGUUAGAUUAUGAUAGACUUUUUUUGAGUCCAAAAGAGCCACAGCUGAAGUAUUUCGAGGCCCAACUUGAUCUUGCAGUGGAGAUCCAACUUCCGCUUUUUCUUCAUUCGCGAGCUGCUAGUGAAGACUUUGAACGACUCCUGGCAGCUAGGCUGGAGAAGCUCCCGAAACGGGGACUUGUGCAUAGUUUCACGGGAACCCUCGAAGAAAUGGAAAGAAUAGUGGCACUGGGCUUGGAUGUUGGUGUUAAUGGAUGCAGCUUGAAAACCGAGGAAAACUUGGAGGUUGUAAAAGCCAUUCCCUUGGAUCGAAUUCAGAUCGAAACGGAUGGGCCCUGGUGUGAAAUCCGUCCGUCUCAUGCUUCCUCGAAGUUCUUGGAAGGAUCCCCAGCGCUGCCAAAAGCCGUCAAGAAGGAAAAAUGGCAAAAGGGAUGUAUGGUCAAAGGUCGAAACGAGCCCGUGGCGAUCGUUCAGGUUGCUCAUGUCAUCGCUAAACUCAAGGGGACAACGGUCGAGGAAGUUUGCGACGCCGCCUGGAAUAAUUCUAUCCGAAUGUUUGGGCUUGGAGAAGAGGAUCCAUGAUCGUUCCCACCCUCUUUCUCUGGCAUUUUGCCUUGACCUUGGGGUUGAUUUUUCGGCUGGACUUCGACAUUAUGCCGGCAAUGAAGAAUUUCUAUAGCACAAAUUGGUGAACGAGGGUGUGGAUAGGCUUUUGAAUUGGGCUGAGUUGGGGUGCGGGCGAAGUAGUCUACUACACCAGGUCCCGUGCAAAACUGCAGUCAUACUUCAGUCAGAGUCCACGACAAACUGACGACAAUUGCAGAAAACCUAGUAUAUAAUUUCCAUUUCCUCGUUCCUUCCUUGCUUCUCUCUUCUUAUUUUCUCCAUUUAUCCACUCGCUCCAUCUCU
This is a messenger RNA of Aspergillus ochraceoroseus IBT 24754, 1631 nucleotides long. Its product is annotated as 3'-5'-exodeoxyribonuclease. Gene Ontology annotation, molecular function: 3'-5'-DNA exonuclease activity. The transcript is spliced from 6 exons. Gene Ontology annotation, cellular component: cytosol. The record is from RefSeq and is a predicted model, not a curated record. NCBI's taxonomy places the organism in Eukaryota, Fungi, Ascomycota, Eurotiomycetes, Eurotiales, Aspergillaceae. Bases 123 to 1304 code for a protein of 393 amino acids.